Molecule: messenger RNA, 1246 nt
Organism: Owenia fusiformis
Lineage: Eukaryota; Metazoa; Annelida; Polychaeta; Sabellida; Oweniidae
Source: the annotation of a GenBank genome assembly
GUUUCAAUAAUACAGACUCAGUCAAAAUCAAUGAACACAAUAGAUGCUAAUACUAUUGUCAAGUGGAUUUUCAUUUAAACCUAGUGUUCAAGAUUAAUCUAAUAUAUUUACAGGAAUUUAAUCCAUUUUGGAACAGCAUUGUGGUGAAUGCUUCUGACAUUAUAUGGUUAGCAACCAGCUCAUAUCAGGCAGCUAGAAGAUUGUGUACUAGAAUAAUAUUCAGAAUGUCAUUCAGUACUACUUUCCGCUCAAUGCUGUCACAGGACAUUCGACACACCCACUAUGGCACACCACUGAACAUGACCUACAGAGAAUCCUCUGACUUCCCGACUCUUGAUGAGCUAAGACGUGACAGAGAUGACAAAUAUUUGAAGAAAACAAUCCUACUGAGCAGGACAUCAUCAUAUUAUGGGAGACCUAUAGAACCAGCACCUGCCUUUAGAGUAGUCUCAAGAUAUGAACUGGAAGCAAUUAUCAAAAGAGUUACAAAACCUCAAAAUCGUGAAGUAAAAAGUAAGGAAGAUGACACCACAAGUGCUCCUACAAGUCCCCGUCCAAUGACAAGUGAAGACAAUGCAAAAAUGCUGACAAGGCUCUCAACUCCAACACAUAUGAGUAAUCUACGAAGCAAUCAUAGAAAUGCAAGUGGACUCAUCCAAAUGAACAAAACUGUAAUGUCUAAAUUGACAGAGGUUUCAAAUUAGUGGAAGGAAAUUUUACAUUUAAGCCAAAUGAAUGACGAGUGGGGUUAAAUAGUAAGAUGAUGUAUAUGUAACCAUUCAUAACACAUGAAAUUAUGAACCACAUACUUGUAUGUAGAUAGGUACAAUCAAACAGAGACCUAUCCCUCCAUUACCCAUACUUGUAUAAUCAACUUCUUUUUUUGAAUACGGAGUUGAUUGUUUUUUAUGGACAAGACAAAAUCCAUGAAAAUAGAUACAGCACACAAUGAUGUGAAAGGAGCUUCCCUUACAAGCCAAGUAACACUAAUUGAAUGAAAAUGUGUAGAGACAUGUCUUUGGAAAGCAGGUCCCAAACAUGUAUAUCUCGACACAUACGUUUAGUAGGUUUUGUGUAAGGGAUAAGAAACAAACAAUUUGUUUAUUGUAUUCAGUAAUAAUGUGCCAAAUAAUGAAAAUUCUUGCCCUUAUAUGUAUAUAUAGAUCUUUUGAACGAAAACUUCAAAUAUGUUAUAAUCUGAACAAUGGAAAUAAGUACAGUAAAACCUGUAUAUCUGACCACCUCU